Messenger RNA from Epithele typhae, 195 nucleotides. RefSeq lists its product as uncharacterized. Lineage: Eukaryota; Fungi; Basidiomycota; Agaricomycetes; Polyporales; Epitheliaceae. The coding region runs from base 1 to 195 and encodes 64 amino acids. The record is from RefSeq and is a predicted model, not a curated record. The transcript has a single exon.
AUGGCCUACACCACCGUCGACACCUACUCCUUCGCGGCCCCCGCGGCACCGAACGCAUUCGCGCUCUUUGGCUCCGCCCAGUCGCCGCGCGACACCUACGGGCUAUACGACGAGGCACGGCACGUUCUCCGUCCCUCCAACGGGCAGAAGAAGACGUCAACGAAGGGCGGCCUGAAGAAGUACUUCAAGCCGUGA